Molecule: messenger RNA, 363 nt
Organism: Monoraphidium neglectum
Lineage: Eukaryota; Viridiplantae; Chlorophyta; Chlorophyceae; Sphaeropleales; Selenastraceae
Exons: 2
Coding region: 1-363 (120 amino acids)
Biological process (GO): translation
Cellular component (GO): ribosome
Molecular function (GO): rRNA binding; structural constituent of ribosome
Source: RefSeq, a predicted model, not a curated record
AUGGAGCCCGCCGACAGCUGCGCCGCGAUCCGCGCGCCGCCGGGCGCGCCGCCGUCGCGGCGGGCGCUGUACUGGGAGCCCGGCGGCGAGAAGGUCAACGUAGCGUACCCCCACAAGCAGCCGUCGCGUGUCGUCAGGCUGAAGGUCGGGUUCACCAACGCCGCCAUAUACAAGCUGCCCGAGGGCGUGGUCGCUUUUUUCCUGAAGCCCACGCUGGUGUACCUGUAUGGAGUGGACAAGGCGCAAGUCACCGGCGCCGCCGCCGCGCUGCGCGCGGUGCGGCCGCCGAACGCUUACACGGGGAACGGCGUGAUGCUGCUCGGGGAGGAGGUGCAGCUGCGGCAGAGGGCCGGCAGCAAGUAA